This is a messenger RNA of Acaulospora morrowiae, 910 nucleotides long. The record is from the annotation of a GenBank genome assembly. NCBI's taxonomy places the organism in Eukaryota, Fungi, Glomeromycota, Glomeromycetes, Diversisporales, Acaulosporaceae.
GCAGUUGCUGUAUCGGUUGUCACUCUUGAAAUUAUAAUGGCGCGCGGAAACUCUCUUAUUGAUGACUUAAGGUUUUUAGUUAAUAAUCGUCAAUAUAGUGAUUUAGAAAUCAGGUGCAAGGACAAUUCAGUUCUCUAUGGUAACCGUGCAAUUCUUGCCGCUCGUUCCGAAAUGUUCGAUAAAAUACUUUUUACAGGAACAGAAGUUUCUGAAAAGCAAGUUUUGUUUUCAGAGAUUGAAAAAUCAUCUAUGAAAAUUGUUCUUGAAUAUUUGUAUACAGGCACAGUUUUAGAGAGAGACGUUACGGCCGAUAAUGCUUUUGAAAUUAUGCAUGCAGCAUGUUUCUUUAAAUUAGAAAAUCUUCAAGACCUGAUUUCAAAAUAUUAUAAAAAAAUAUGUGGGAAAGAGGAAUAUGGAAAUAAAUCACCCGAAUUAUUAUCCAGGGCAGUUCGGUUAAUGUCCCCCUCAGCUGAUAAUGGUGUCAUUGAUUAUUUAGUAGAUUUAGUGGCUAAAGUUCCUUUAGACUCUAUUGAAUUUAGUAGAUUGUCACUUCAAGGGUUGCAAUGCUUAUUAUCAAAGAGGGAUGAAAGGAGAAUGUUUAAAUCUAGCGAGUAUUCCGUUUUACGAUUUACAAUUCUGUCAGCUGCCAAAGAAGUAUCACAAGAAGCAUUUUCUAUAAUAGAAAAAAGAUUGCUACCAUGGAAUGAAAUAAAGGGAUCGUCGUUUAAAGAUAUUAAUGAUAAUGGUUUAAUGGAAAAAAAACCAAGCACAUCGAUUGUCGAUGCUAUAAAUCCAGUUAUAGAGCAUAUUGAUUUUAGAAGAAUUAAAGGAAAUAUUCUUGCAAAAAUAAUUGAGCCGUUAGGUAUUAUUCCGUAUAAUAAAAUUACGGAUUCAUAUCGAUUUCAAGCCU